AAGAAAAAAAACACCGAAAAAAAAAAGGAAGCCUUCGUAAUGAUGGCAAAACCCAAAAUCUAGAGUGACCCUAUGCUUCUACGAGCUGUGGUGCGGCGGAUGCCGGAGCAAUCUCCGGAGAUCUGCGCUACCCUUCUACGGUGGCUACCGCAGCGACAACAAGCUCGAUGGGCAAGUGGGGGCUUUCCGCGCGGCCGGCCUCGGCCUACCAAACCUGGUUUCGCCGGUGGUGAGGGCAAGUCAGAGUGGUGGGUAGUUGACGGCGAGAUGCACGAGAUAGGAGAUCACGUUCCCCACCGAGAGCGCUUUGUUAUACCUAGAGAUAACCUUCCCAAUCGCCGCCGCAAGCAGAUGCGCGAGCAGUUCAUGCGCCGCACUCGCCUCGUCCUUAAAGAAUCGGAGCAUGAGCCUUGGUGUAAAAGGUACAUGGAACUAUAUAAUGAGCUUAGAGAGAAUUGGGAAAGGCUGUACUGGGAUGAAGGUUACUCAAAGAAGGUUGCUGAAGAUCAUGCUAAUUAUGAAUCUUCUGAGGACGAUGACUCGGACUUUUCACCUUAUAGGUAUGCUUGA
Phalaenopsis equestris is the source of this 570-nucleotide messenger RNA. RefSeq lists its product as uncharacterized. The record is from RefSeq and is a predicted model, not a curated record. NCBI's taxonomy places the organism in Eukaryota, Viridiplantae, Streptophyta, Magnoliopsida, Asparagales, Orchidaceae. The transcript is spliced from 2 exons. The coding region runs from base 73 to 570 and encodes 165 amino acids.